UUAGUUUCAUACCAACUUAAAAACUAUAAGUUUCCUCUUUAUCUCAAACACUCAUGAGGCUUGAAAUGCAAGAAGUGAUUAUAAGCUUGUGUCUGGUACUGCUGGUUAUUACAGGAUGGAGAACACUAAACUGGGUGUGGAUAAGGCCUAAGAGGCUUGAGAAGAUUCUGAGAAAGCAAGGCUAUAGAGGAAACUCAUACAGGCUUUUAUUUGGUGACUUGAAAGAUCUUGGUGCUGCUAAACUCAGAGCUAAAACAAGUUCUAUCAGUCUCUCCCACGAUUUUCUGUUUCGUGGGGCUCCCACUGUCUAUACUGCCACUCAUAAGCAUGGGAAGAAGGCAUUUUUAUGGCUUGGACCAAAGCCACUGGUGUACAUCUCUGAACCUGAUCUAGUAAAAGAGGUGCUGAAUAAAUUUCAUGACUUCCAGAAGCCGAGGGGAGGCAAUCCUUUGUCAGCAUUGCUUGUCACUGGACUUAUAGAUGCGGAGGGUGAUAGAUGGACCAAGCACCGCAGAAUCAUCAAUCCUGCUUUCCAUCUCGAGAAGUUAAAGAAUAUGCUGCCAGCCUUUUACUUAAGCUGCAACGAUAUCAUGAAGAAAUGGGAGGAAAUGACAUCUGUAGAAGGUCAAUGUGAGGUAGAUGUAUGGCCUUAUAUCGAAACAUAUACUAGGGAUGUCAUUUCACGUACAGCAUUUGGCAGUAGCUAUACCGAAGGAUCAAAGAUAUUUGAACUCCAGAACGAACAAUCUGAGUUAGUAAUGCCACUUUCGCAAUCCGUCUACCUCCCUGGAAUGAGGUUGGUUCCCCACAUUUUUUCUGUGCUUUCAUUUUUCUUUCAGGAUACCACAAGUACAAAACCUUCUAGUGACCUUAUUUCGUACUGCAGAUUUUUGCCAACCAAAAGAAACAAAAGGAUAAAGGAGAUUCACAACGAGGUGAGCAUUGCGCUGAGGAGUAUCAUUAACAAGCGUUUGAAGGCAAUGGAAGCCGGAGAAUGUAUUCAGGGCGACUUAUUGGGUAUAUUAUUACAAUCUAAUUCUGAAGAAAUUAAAGCAAAUAAGAAUAUGAAAUCUGGAUUGAGCGUUGAUGACAUCAUCGAAGAGUGUAAGCUCUUCUAUUUGGCCGGACAAGAGACAACCUCAACUCUACUUGUUUGGACAAUGAUCUUAUUGAGUCAGCAUACAGAAUGGCAGGAGCGCGCCAGAGAAGAGGUUUUGCAGACCUUUGGAAACAGAACACCGGAUAUCGAUGGCUUAAAUCACCUCAAAAUUCUUAAUAUGAUUUUGCUUGAGACCCUAAGAUUAUACCCUGCCGGGGUAGUCCUUGGUCGAUCAAUUUCUGAAGACACAAAAUUAGGAGGUACAAUCCUUCCAGGCGGAAUACUACUACACCUGCCAUUCAUCCUAUUGCAUCAUGACAAAGAGAUUUGGGGAAAUGAUGCUAAGGAAUUCAGGCCAGAGAGAUUUUCCGAAGGCGUGCUCAAGGCAACAAAGGGGAAAGCAGUGUUUUUUCCUUUCAGCAUGGGACCUCGGGUUUGCAUUGGACAGAAUUUCGCAAUGCUGGAGUCCAAAUUGGCAAUAGCCAUGAUACUGCAACGCUUUUCGUUUGUGCUUUCGCCAUCCUAUAUUCAUGCUCCUUACACCAUUGUUACUCUUCAUCCUCAAUAUGGUGCUCCCUUGACUCUAAAAGCUUUAUAGACAAGUUUACUUGUUAUCUGGUUUGUUCAAGUCCGCUUACAUGUGGGAUUAUGUAUAAUACUUUCUUUUUCAUGAAAAACCAAUACUUCAUAAUGCAGAAUUUCUUGCUUGAGAAA
Daucus carota subsp. sativus is the source of this 1813-nucleotide messenger RNA. Its product is annotated as cytochrome P450 CYP72A219-like. Gene Ontology annotation, molecular function: monooxygenase activity; oxidoreductase activity, acting on paired donors, with incorporation or reduction of molecular oxygen; iron ion binding. The record is from RefSeq and is a predicted model, not a curated record. Lineage: Eukaryota; Viridiplantae; Streptophyta; Magnoliopsida; Apiales; Apiaceae. The coding region runs from base 54 to 1697 and encodes 547 amino acids. The transcript has 4 exons.